AUGUCUGCUGCCGCAGUCCGCUCGGCGUACGUGCCCCGUACAGGCUCGUUGCCCCCAGGAUCACCAGGCUCGGGAUCGGCGUCUAAGCGCGCCGCCUUCACCCCUCGGACUCCGAGCUUCACUGUCUCGUCGCCGCAGCCCGUGUCAGACGAUGUCAAGCGCAACGCCGAUGCGAUCCUCAAGCUCUUCAGCGGACUCCCCGCUCCCAUCGCAUCUACUCUGCCCCCAAUCCUCCGGGCCAAGCGGUCACCAAAAACCCCGUCUUCCUCAUCCUUCUCGAGCUUCAGGGCCUAUGUGCGCGCUCAGAAGCGUAAGGCGAGCGACGACGACACCGCGAACGGCGGCCUUGGGCUCGGCCUUAGCCUUCACCCCAGUCCCAACAUCUCUUCACGGCCGUCUCACAAGAAGGCCCGCAACGGUGACGGUGCUGCUGGGGGUACCACGACACCGCCAUCACGCGCCACGCUCCUGGCGUCCCCAAAGAACCGCAGCUCGUUGCGUAACGAGAUAGCUCGCGGUGGCACCAGCAAAGCGGACUGGACGCCGGAGCAGUGGGCUGCUUUGGCCGAAGACAUUGGCAAGCGGGCACAUGCACUCAAGCGGCUAGGUGACGCCUACAUCAACCCGACCGCCGCCAAGGGCCACCUCCGCGACAGCGUCUCGCAGGACAAGCUGCGUGGGUUACUGAUGCUCACCGAAUCGCUCUGCUUCUACUUGUACAAGAACUUCUGCGACGAGCGCGCAAACCGCGGCGCAGUGUCGACCUUGGCGUACAUGCAGCUCGAUGCGCUGCGCCAGUAUGUCCUGACACGGUGGAACGACCCGUCUGCGUCCACCCCCGAGUGGAAGGAGAUGACCAAGGGCAUGCAGGGCCUGAUUCACCUCAUGGAGGCAAUCACCUCGGACGUCGUCGCACGCACGGACAUGCGGGCACUCCACCACCGUAUGAGCAAGGAGAUGUCGGGUUCGUCUACCUCUGGACCGUCGCCUUCCUCGUCCUCUGCGUCGCCCGCUGGAAACGGGCGCUCUCCAGCGUCUUCGUCUUCGGAGCUCCCAGCGGACGUCCUCAGGCUCCUCAACCUGACCUACGCUGCGAGCUCUGGGUCGCAGCGUGCGCUGCAGCAGUCACGGGCGCUCCUUUCGCUGCGGCAGCUCAAGACCAAGUUCCCCGACACGUAUGACCGCGCGAUCAACUCUGAUCUUGCAGACGACGCGCUCUCUGCGGACACGUUAGGCUGCGCACGUAACCUCGAAAUUGACGACCCGGACAAAUUUGCCUGGCCCAUCGAACUCGGCAUGCAGAAUGGUGCCGCGCACGUUGCCGUGUUCGGCCGUGCCCUUGUACGCGAAUAUUCCCAGGCAGCAGGCAAGCCUUGGGAGGCAGUGCCGUCUUUUGCGGACAGCCCUCCUUCAUGA
Molecule: messenger RNA, 1416 nt
Organism: Cutaneotrichosporon cavernicola
Lineage: Eukaryota; Fungi; Basidiomycota; Tremellomycetes; Trichosporonales; Trichosporonaceae
Exons: 4
Coding region: 1-1416 (471 amino acids)
Source: RefSeq, a predicted model, not a curated record